AUGCCUGAAGGUGCCGUGCGUCAGAUUUUCGCGGUCGUACACGGAACUGCGUUGUUGCCGUGUGACAUUGCACCACCGAUACCCCACGAUCCCCUGGACACUGUCAUACUGGUGGUUUGGUACAGAUAUGAGAAAACUGCGAUAUACAGCGUGGACAUCCGAGACAAGUUUACGGACCCGAACAAGUCGCAUUGGAAAGACGAGUCGUUGGAGGGCAGGUCACACUUCCGAAUGCUAUCCGAACCGGCCAUGUUGACCAUCGAUAACGUAUCGGAAAUGGACGCCGGAAUUUACAGAUGUCGAGUAGACUUUCGGAAGUCACCGACCAGAAACUCCCGACUGAACCUAACAGUUAUUGUGCCACCACAGAAACCGGUCAUCCUGAGCGAGUACAACGAGGAGAUAGAACACACAGGACCGUUCUACGAGGGCGAUCGGGUGAAGUUGACAUGCAUGGUAUCCGGAGGUCGCCCGGAACCAAAGGUCAGAUGGUGGCGGGGAGAGACGGUAAUGGAUACCGGAAACGAAGGUAUUUCCGGACAAUUUACAGCAUCAUCAUCGUCGGUGAAACAAAACGAAAUGACCAUCGAAGCGCUGGGCCGGUACGAUCAGGGAGCCGUGUACACUUGCCAGGCUUCAAACAGCAACUUGUCCGCCCCUGUCAGUGCCAGCGUCACAAUCGAAAUGUACCGUAAGUACACCCAUUGA
Messenger RNA from Macrosiphum euphorbiae (potato aphid), 708 nucleotides. Lineage: Eukaryota; Metazoa; Arthropoda; Insecta; Hemiptera; Aphididae. The record is from the annotation of a GenBank genome assembly.